UUCCCUUUCUCUCUCUAAACCACAUUUUCUUUCUCUUCUAUAAAUUUCCUGUUCUGUUGCAACACACAUUGCACAUCUUCCUUUCUCUCUCUUCACCACCAAACUUCUUGUAAUUUAGAGGCACCAGCACCUUACUUGAAACCACCCACAUUGAGUUUAAGGGCACCUUGCUGUACCUAAUGGGACUUGAGCUCCGAAUCUAAGGGUAUCCACUUUCAUUUGGGUCAUCUCUAGCAAAAGUAAUUUCCUCUAGAACAAGAGCCCUUCCAGUCUAGUGAAGGGCACUUCCCUCUGAUUCAAGGGCACUCUCCCUAUUUUGGCUGACCCUCCUCUACUUCAAAGCCAUUUUUUCACCUCAUUUUCCUCUAGAAAUUUAGUUUACUCUAAUUGAGGAUCCCCCCAAAGUUUAGAGCUCAUUUUCCUCUAAUCAAGAGGAGUCCUCUUUCUCUCUCUCUCUCUCUGCGCACACAAGGGAAAGCAUCUCUAUUCUAGGACAUGAAUUAAGUCCCCAACACCCCAAAUUUAGGGUACCCACCCCUAAGGACCACCACCUCUUGGUCCAUCUCACAGUAGCCAGAGAUCCCCACAUCAAAUUUGGAGGCAGUUUCCCUAAAUUUUAAGUGAGAGAAAGAGAUCUAAGUGGUAGGAAGAUGAGGGAAAUGACAGGAAGAAAGCAAAGUGCAGCUUCUCCAUGCGCCGCUUGUAAACUACUGAGGCGAAGGUGCGCCCAAGACUGUGUUUUUGCACCCUACUUCCCUUCUGAUGAGCCCCAAAAGUUUGCAAAUGUUCACAAGGUGUUUGGUGCUAGCAAUGUCAACAAGAUGCUCCAGGAGCUUCCAGAGCACCAACGCGGAGAUGCAGUGAGCAGCAUGGUGUAUGAAGCGAACGCGAGGGUCCGUGAUCCAGUGUACGGUUGCGUCGGGGCGAUCUCGUCCCUCCAACAACAAAUCGACGCCCUGCAAACGCAGUUGGCUCUUACCCAGGCUGAGGUGGUGCAAUUGCGCAUGCGUGCUUCCAUGCUCUCUAGCCUUGUUGGUGGGCCCAUGGAUGGGUCCCUGCCUCCGAAUAAGCAUGGGGUCCACCAUGCCAAGUCCAUGUUUGCUGUAGAGGUGGACCAACCCAACCUGAGUGAGACUCUAUGGACUUGCUAGAGAGAGAAACCUAAUUAUGCCUACUUCACAUGCUCUUAGCCUCUCUCUCUCAUCCUAACUAAGCCUCUCUUUCUCUCUCUAAGCAUAGUUAUGCCUAUUUCACAUGUUUUUAGGGUUUCUCUCAUGCCCUAUGUGGGAUGUUACUCUCAUUCCUCAAGUGGGGUGCCCCUAUUUAAGAGGGGUCUUUCUUUCUCUCUCUCUCUCUCUAAGGGAUUUACAGGGCUCUAGAUUGAGAUAUUGUACUUAUUUUCCCCUUUUCUCUCUCUAAACUAUGUGCCUCCGUGUUAUUAGAGGAGAUGACCCAAUUGUUGGGUGUUUAAGAUUAACUAUAUUGUAAAUAUUGUUUUUAACAUAGAUCAUCAUAUAUGAAUAUGGAUGUUAGUGCU
Messenger RNA from Amborella trichopoda, 1537 nucleotides. It is a transcript of the gene LBD4, whose product is annotated as LOB domain-containing protein 4. The record is from RefSeq and is a predicted model, not a curated record. Lineage: Eukaryota; Viridiplantae; Streptophyta; Magnoliopsida; Amborellales; Amborellaceae.